Molecule: messenger RNA, 852 nt
Organism: Penicillium angulare
Lineage: Eukaryota; Fungi; Ascomycota; Eurotiomycetes; Eurotiales; Aspergillaceae
Exons: 2
Coding region: 1-852 (283 amino acids)
Source: RefSeq, a predicted model, not a curated record
AUGCUUGAAUAUCAACCUCAAGACGCAUCAUCGCCAUCCACCAAAAUUCCCCUCCUCCCGCUCGACCUGAGCCAACACAAGCUGCCCAUCACCCUGUACUGGGCGCCCAUAGUUCUGACAUCAUGUCUCUUACCGAUAGUCGGAUACUUCGCCCUGCACUACGCUACUUCACUGUCGUUGACGAUAAUUCUGAGCAUUUUCCUAUCCAUCAUGGGCGGCGUAUCGCUUCUGGCUUUUUUAAUCCGGGCUUGGGCGCUGUGGCGCACUAAUUCGGACUGUCGUCCGCUAGGAUCAAACAAUCGAUGGGCCUUCGACUAUUUUUUCUGGAAUUUUGUCUUUAUGUUCUGCGUGCUUACCGCGUUAAUCACAAGCGGUAUCACGACCGAGAACCUCCAAAUUGUAUCGUUACCGCUGUCGAUUUUGAUUCUUUGGGUCUCAGCGCAGAUGACUAUUGCAGAAAUACUACUAGCUCUGCAAAUCAAAGUCCCCUUUAGGAUGUCCUCUCUCCAGAAGAGCGAUACGUUACGACCGGGCGUGUACGUUAUCGUGGAAGAUGUGGUGGCUGUUGACGGGAAGCAAGGGAGGGCGUGGAGACAAGCGUGGAAUGAUCGCUAUAUUUCUAGUCCUAUAUUCAAACAAUUCUUAUCCCAGAUUGAACGUAUAUGGGCUGUCACUGGUCUCUCGGUUGUCGCCAUUAUCUGGGGUGUAGUCUUCGGCCUGGAAAAUCAUGAAAUUGGUUAUGCUUUAGGAUGGGCUCUUCCUUUUGCCUGGGGAGCAGGCAUGGCGCUCAUCACCACAGUAUUAGCAAAGAGAAUGCUCAGACAGGAGAAGAUCGUCGAGCUUGAUCAAUAA